UGGAGGCGAGGAGUUCCUCGUGCUCGCCCAGCUCCUGUAUUUCAGACCAAGAGCAAGUGCAUGGACUUUGACUCGGAAGACAGAAAAAUGGAGCAUAGCACUGAAAUCCAGUUGCAAGGAGAUAUGGGUGAGGCCGUAGAGAUUGAGGUGCGGGAAUGCCCCGAGGGUUGGCCGUUCACUGAACAGGAUGGAUCCACCAAGGUACAGGCCCGACUGCAGGAUGGCAGCUCUGACUUGACCAUGGUCAUUGUGGCUCCCAACCCAGAGAGGGAAGGUGGGCCAGAAUAUGACAAUGCUGACCGGGCGCGCAUUCCUUCUCAUAUCACCAGUAAUUGUACUGAUUCGACCAGUUUGUUUGACGUUGCCCUGUCAGACCGAUUUGGCUAUGUCUACAGCCUGGACCGGGCUGAGAAAGUGCGCAGGGACUACGAAAUGCGGACCAAUACUUCAUACGUAGCAGUCAGCAACGUCAAACUAAACUUUGGCCAAACAGAACUAAGUCGUGAGAAUCACCGCAUUUAUUGGGAGGAGCCUCAGCAGGACACGCCCCUCAAGAGUCCAUCGAAAAUUAACUUUGACGGUGUGCCUUUCAUUUUACUGGCCAAGAGAGUUCUUGACUGCCAGCACGGCAGAGACUGGCGACGACGCAGCAAGGAAAAGACAGAGAGAAAGCGAAGGAAGAAACCGUGCGGCCAGGAGACAAGAAAACUUGGAUGUCUUGCAACCAUUAUCAUGCGUGAACUUGUGUGCUUUCCAGAGUUUGAGAUUGAUGAGAACUCUGAAUACAAAAGAAAACUUACCUCGAAAAGGCUGAGGGUCGCACUGAAAGAGGGUGAGGUCAAAGGUCAGAAAAGGAUCUACGUUGACCUCCCUGAGGUGUCCAGUCAUAACCAUCCUGUUGAUCAGGACACGCGCGUGACACAUCAAGCCCUCGAUGAGCGGGUCCUGAAAAAGCUACAGGAACUUGUAGGAGGCGGAGUUUUGGGCGUUGAAGAAAUGAGGUUACACCUCCAGAACUACGUCAAGAAUGAGAUCUGCUUUGGUCAGCCUUCCAUACCUCUCACAAACAGGCGGUUCUUUCCAAGCAAGUUCACCAUCAGAACUCACAUACGCAGAUGCUGUGCACCAAAGAAGCAUUUACAGCAAGAAGAAAACCAGGUCGGAAGACAACUGCUGUUGCCGGCAGUAACAAUGGCUAUGGAUCAGAUUGAUUUACCGCAGGCCCAGAAUAUUGGUCAAGCCUUCUGCACGCAGUACUACAAUACAUUUGACAUGGACCGCAAACUUCUUGCACCCCUAUUCACUGAUGUAUCUAUCAUGUCGUUUGAAGGAGACGUAAAGGUUGGAGUGAAUGACAUCAUACAGAAACUAACGGCACUUCCAUUUAGGACAGUGAAACAUGUAGCUACGUCAAUAGAUAGCCAGCCUACUUUAGACCAGUCUAUCCUGGUUUCUGUGUUAGGUCAAGUCAAGACAGACGAGGAUCCUCCUAAAGCUUUCCAUCAAAGCUUCUUACUAAAGUCUAUGAACGGAACUUUCUACGUCCUCAACGACAUCUUCAGACUGGGUCUUCACAACUUCUGAUCAUUCUCCGGCAUUGCUGCGGUGACGAGCAAGUUGGCGCAGUCCUUUCAGUGCUUCUGUGUUUUACUCACUUUGUACUUUUCUUUUUUCCCAGUUACAUUUUGUCACUGUCCUAUCUACAACCCAUAGAACCCUUUCCACACUGCGCAACUAAGCCAGCGUUGCUUCGUAAAUUUUAAAAAACCACAGUUGAAACCUCCUUCCCCCAAGACAAUCCUCACUGUCCUUUCCUACAGAAGAUGAUGACCUAACUUCAUUUUGGUCGCCAGUAAAGGUUUCAAUGAAGUAAAAGCAGGCAAAAGUGUAAGAGCUUGUUGAUACCAACAGAGUGCAAAAACAUGAGGAAAAAUCUCUGUGUACCAGUUAAGUCAAAGAAGCUACCGUUUGUCCAAUUUUGUAGAUUUCAACAGGUUUAAGAGUUAAAUGGUCGUCAAAAUCUCAAAGGUGACAGCGUACUAUGUACAUUGAAGCUUACACACCUAUGCAUUGAAGAAAAAUGCAUUAACAAGUGUUAAUACAAAACGUUCAAUCAAACACUACCUGGUCAGUGAAUAGACAAGUCUGUAAAACCUGACAUUAUGUGUUCAAUUGUUGGGCAUUGUGUCGUUACAAAAAAGCCCCCCCCCCAGUUUGUAGCCUGCCUUUAGAAUAAAUGAGGACGUGGCAUUGGUCACACAAGUAUUUCUCCAUUUGGGGGUAUUUUGUAAUGCAGCUGUGCAUUUACUGUGGUGUUCAUCAUGUGGGGUUUAGGAUUACUCCUCAAAUUUCCUGAUUCCUCAAAGUCCACCAGGAGAUCUUGGAAGACUUUGCAGGAUGUAAGUCAUUGAAGGCUAGCUGUCAUUAUUUCACAUGGACCUCUGAGUGUAAAGGCUUUGAGGUUUGGUUCUGCACAGAGGUGGAUUUGUGGAGAAUUGGGGGAGGUGUCGUUGCUCGCCCCCAUACAGGGCAAGGACCUCAUAAAAAAAAUCUGGACCCGUCAUGCCCUUGAUCAGCACACAGAGUUCAUUGAAGCCACUGGCAGCCAUAUUACCAUGUCAAAUACAAAGGUAUUAUACAGAGACUUGCUUGCCAUUGUUAACUAAAUUCGGCUAAACUAAAAUGGCUGCCAUUGGCCUCAGUAGGUACAAAGGCAUUGCAACUCCAGAUUUUCUUAUGUGACGUCUGUGGUACAGGGUGCUUGGGUGGGCUGAGAAGAAGGACCGCAUGACGUCAUUUAUGUUAGUCCCUCUUGGAUAACAUUUGACCAGGGCAUGGUGGUGCAGGCGGAAUGUUUGCUACCCACAAGACUUUGCAACACCUUUGCUUCCCUCAAAAAAACUUUGUAAAGGGCAUCAGCCUCUCUUAGCAUCCUAGAAUAUCAGUGGGGGCGAGCGAGGAUGUGAAGGUGGAUGCCAGACUGGCGAGUUGGCAGUUGAAUAAUUAAAGGUUUCACAUUUUAUUUUGUGGCCUAUGUAUGACAUUGUCAUAUGCUGUAUGCACAUAUUGAGAACAUUUCUUUGUAUGCUUUGUAUAGAGGUGUGAAAGAAAAACACCCUGUUAGUUCAUUCACUCAUUUUUAUUCUGUUGGUUUUUAAAUGAAUGUACAUGUAUGACCGGGCAAAGUGAUUACGCACUAGAGCAUGGCUGCAUGAUGCAUGGGGAAUGAAACAGGUACAUGUAACUCUCAGUGGUCAUUAUUAGCAUUUCUAAAAUCAUCAAAUGUUUGCUCACGCGUGCAUGGCUCGUCACACUUUACAUUCAGUUUCUGAUCAUCGGGGUUUGCAAUUUCCAAAGUGGUCUGCCCGUUCAUGCUCAGACUCGGCCAGACGGGCUCUGCAUUGCCCCCCGCCCUCAGCAGGAUGGCAGAUGUUGCACUGAAAAUUUUACCAGUUUGGUAGCUUUGAAUUUUGGUUUGUUGAAAUGCAAGCUAGUCAGGAAGUUGUUUUCAUUUUGAAAUUGCAAUGAGACAUGUAGAAUAAACAUGCUUGUUCUUGGCAUUACCUGUAUAUAGAUAAUGAGGUUUUCUAACAGAUUUCAAAAUUCAUGCAAAUACCAAGCUAUAGCCAGCCCUUCGCAGUUUUCAACUCCUCCGUAGUCCAGCAAUAUAACACGUACAAAAUUGCUGAAAAUGAAGCAAUUCAGCAUUAUGCUCAUGCCGUUGAGUAGUCCGAGAUUACAUUGUACAGGUGUUGCUGUGGCAUUGGAUUCAGUUGCAUGCCACACAUUCUCGAGGCUUGCGUGUAACAUGUACCAUGUAUUUUGGCCAUUUGUAAACACCCUGUUGGUAGCAGAGUCAUUAUGCACAUGUUUAAGCCUUGCACGAGAAGGGCACUGGUUACUGGAUUAGUUUGUACAAGCAUGGUGUGUAGCCAGCAAGCACAUUCCAGGAGCCUAAAAAAAUACGACCUGGUUGAAUUUGCUAGCAUGUGGGUGUCCUCUCUAUUUCCAAGUUCAUGUACACGUAAUAUACCCAUUUGGGCUUAUUUGCAAGUGGGCCAUCUCAGAUUGAAAGUGAGGUGAACCUUGUAAAAUGUUCUAUUAAUACGGUUGUGAACAAGGGUGAUGCAAAGAGGGCAAAUCAUAGAUCAUUACACAAUACCUGCGUAAACCCCUGUCAUCUGAUUAGUGGAUCGUUGAUCAUGUGUCACUGAAUUAUUCAUUCUAUUGACCAGGUACAGUCCUUGUCUUCUGAUGAAUUGUUCCAAAUUAUGGAUACGUCAUGCCACCUUUCUUGUCACAUGAAAGAAAAUUGAUGUACUUUUCCAAAGUGAGGCUCAACCUGUAAUUACAGUAGAACAGUCAGGUCCCUUUCCAUUUCAGAGUGUUCAGUAAGUGAAAUGGUUCGGGGAUCACAGUCCAAAAUGGCCACCUCUUGAAUACAGGCCCGUACCAGUUUUUCCUUGGUCUGAGCAAAGGUGUUUAACCUUUAUAGUCCUCAGUCCUUCACCUUUUAGAACACCAGGUUUAAGUUGGUGGCAAAUCUACAUUGGUUGAUGCAGUUGAUACAUUUUACAAAAAGUUAGCAUGGCGACACUUUAAGACAUUUUUCCAUCAAGGCAUUUCUGAUUAACAUGCUUGCAUGGGCCAUUCAUUUUCAAUUUUAAAAAAAGUGACUUGGCACAAACUGUAACUAUAAAGGCAUGGAAUAUAAUGCAUGUGUUGCAAUGAUAAAUGAUACUGGCUGUUGAAAUAAACUUAUAAUGGAAAUUUUGUA
Molecule: messenger RNA, 4777 nt
Organism: Acanthaster planci (crown-of-thorns starfish)
Lineage: Eukaryota; Metazoa; Echinodermata; Asteroidea; Valvatida; Acanthasteridae
Molecular function (GO): DNA-binding transcription factor activity
Source: RefSeq, a predicted model, not a curated record